CGUGGUUUCGGGCACAUGGGAAGGCCAUAUUGUCCCUUCCCGCGGAGCCCCACAGCGGAACUACGUUUCCCAGGGUGCGCGCGUAGCCCGGGGAAGGCGGUGCCCGCUCUACAGCAAGGGCGGUGCGCUCGGGGCACCGCUGCGCUGUACAGCCGCAGAGCCAGCGGCGCGGGAGCCAUGUUGCGCUACUCCGGGCCCCGCUCCCCGCCGGGAGUCUGCAUCCUGCUGCUGCUCAUCUGCGCCAAUGCUCUGGCCUCCGUGGUGUCGCGCAGCCGCCAGGGGGGCAGCAACGAGAGACCCAUCAUUGGGAUAUUGGCACAGGAGUGUGACUUUGCAAGUUUCCAUAGAUAUGGAAGUUCCUACAUUGCUGCUUCGUAUGUGAAGUUCCUAGAAUCUGCUGGUGCACGAGUUGUGCCAAUAAGACUAAAUCGUUCAGAAGAAGAGUAUGAUAAGAUUUUCCAGUCUAUUAAUGGGGUACUCUUCCCAGGAGGUGGUGUUGAUCUUAAGACCUCAGAAUAUUCGCGGAUUGCUAGGAUAUUUUACAACAAGGCACUAACGGCUAAUGAUAAAGGAGACUAUUUUCCUGUAUGGGGAACAUGUCUGGGAUAUGAAGAGCUGACAUACCUCACCAGUGGGGAGAUUUUACUGACUUGGACUAAUACUGAGGAUUUUGCACUCCCAUUGAACUUUACUACAGCUGCAAAAGACAGCAGGAUGUUCAAGAAUUUUCCAGAUGACUUGUUGCAAAAACUUGCCACUGAGUCUUUGACAGCACACUUUCAUCACUGGAGCCUCUCCAUGCAGAAUUUCACACAGAAUGCGAAGCUACGCAAUUUCUAUAAGGUUCUGACAACUAACACCCAUGCAGACGUGGAGUUUAUAUCAACAAUGGAAGCACAUAAAUACCCAAUUUAUGGUGUCCAGUGGCAUCCAGAGAAAAAUCCUUUUGAAUGGAAGAACUCAUCAGGCAUACCACAUUCCGCAUCAGCUAUGAAAGUUGCAUAUUACGUAGCUGACUUCUUAGUGAAUGAAGCCCGGAAGAGCCUGCACCAUUUUCCUAAUGAGGAUGAAGAGACCAAAGCAUUGAUUUACAAUUAUACCCCUGUUUUUACUGGUAUAUUUUCUCCAUUUGAGCAAGUCUAUUUUUUUGAUUGAACAUCCAUCCCAUAGUACAAGAUAGCGAUCUGUAAAUAGAGUUGUUGGUUGCAAGUUUCGUAAUUAAACCCAUGUUGUGCAUUGCAAGUGGCAGAAAGCCAAAAUGCUUAGCUUACCUUGCAGUGAUUUAUCCUAUGUUACCUCUGUAGAACUGGCCCAUUAAUCUGACAGAUUUUCAUUCAAUUACAUUAUAAUAGGCCUGGAUCUCAUUUUAAUACCUGCUACAGAGAAAUAUAUUUUACCUCCAGAGACGGCAACUUGAUUGCACGUAUAAAUUUGAAACAAAUCAGGUUAAUUUAAAAAAAUUGAGCAAUACUUUUGGCCAUAUAUUUGAAAGAAAUGAGUUUACUUUUACAAAACAUUGUGGGCUCUGUGAUAACAAGUGGGUAGUUAAAAGAUUUGACUUAUAAUUCUGUUCUCUUGGUCAGAUUACAAUACAAUUAAAGGAUGAAAUAAUCUUUCGAUCUUGAGCUUGACAGAUGUGUGCUUAUGUAACCAAACUCUUGGCAGAGAAAAUUUUGUCUUUUAGAAACACGACAAAAUAAUAGUUAAACAUUAUUGCAAACGGACAUAAAGAAGUAUAUGCAGUAUCAUCUGUACCUUGUAGGACUUACAUAGUGAAGGUGCAGUAUUAUGUAGGCAUUGCACACAUCAGUUAAAGUAAGUCGGUUUGGAGCGCACAGUUAAAACAUUGAUUCACCUCCUGCUCCCUUAUUCAGUUUCACUGAUUCCUUAAGAAUCUGUUCCAAAGCACACUGAAGUCAGUGGAAAGAUUUUGGAUAGGCCUUGAAUUAGUUUGCUUUAUGAAAAAAUAGGACUGACUAGAUUUUUUAAUGAUAAUAUAAUGUAUAAUUUGACUUUUGGUGAAAUCUGUGAAAUCCUGGCCCUAUUGAAAUUAAGGGGUGUUUUACCACUGACUUUAGUUGGGACAGGAUUUUCAUCCCCUUUUAAAGAACAUUUUGAUGUAAUGGCUUUCAGAAAUGUUACUAAUAGGGAUCCAGUCAGCAAAGCCUUUUACUGCUGAUACAAUGUAAUGAUUGAAAUUAUUAGGCAGCUGUAUUUACUGUGUUUUUUUUCCUUUUGCUUUGCCAUGCAACACAUUUUACUUGAAUUUAAGUAGCUCUUCUCAAUUACUGAAAAGUUUGUUCAGUAGUUUUGUGAUGUAUCAAAAUGGGAGGAAGAUGAAGCAAUGAGUUUCAUUUCCCUUUUCUUCCACAGGCCCAAACCUCCCACUGAAAUCAGUGGGAAUAGCGUUUUAACCUCAGGUCUCCAGAAUUGAAAGUUAGUAACACACAGCAGUUCCAGCACCACAUCUGCAGUACAGGUGCAGAAUUUAUCAGGGCAUUCAAGAGGGUGGCAGACUCCCUACUCACUAUUCAUGACCAGAUAGGCCUGCUACAGUUUAGCCCUUAACAGAAAGGACUGGAAAUGCAUUCAUUAAUGUUGUAUAAAGCAAAAUUGUGAUCUGUAACUACUGUCAAUAAUCCAGCCCAGUGCACUCACAAGCAUGGUGCAUUUUGGCUGUAAAAUUCAGCAUUUGUAUUUCACUAUUUCUAGCUAUGAUUUACAGUCAAACUGAGCAAAGCUUAAUUAGCCUGGGACAUUUUAGAUUUCUUCUGUAAGUGCUUGACUACCCCAAUUCAGCACAAUACAAUUUUGUGUUGUAUUAUGUAUCUACUAGUAGCUGAAAGCCCAUGCUAUCACACAGGUGUAAUUUUUAAAGACGUGUGGCUGAGAACUUAAAAAUUGGAUGGUAAUGGAGCACUAAUCCCAGUGAUGAUUCAACCUGUUGAUAUUCUAAACAAAAAGUACUUUCAGCCCUGUUUGUAGCUGUUUCCAUCACUUCACAUUGACUCAACAGACAUUCUAGGCUUCAGAGUGACAUACAGAACAAGUGACAAUCCUGGACUCUCAUAUAGAAUACUAUGAGCCUGAGUCUCUUCUUAUCCCAGUUUUGCAUUAGUAUAGUCUUGAUUCCAAUAGAGUGACUCCUGAGUCCUGGCUUACCAGUGUGAGAAAUGACAUUAGCACAACAGUUACUCCUGAUUCUUUACUUACACCAGUCCGAGAAGACAAUCAGGCUGUGUGUAUACAUACAGGCACAGCAGCUAAACUAAUGACCAAAUCCUGCAAUUCUUAAGCAAACAUCCCCAGAAGUUUUGCCUAGUAGGGCUUUUCUGCACCUAAAACUUACGUUGACCUACUUCAUUGCUCAGGACUGUGAAAAAUUUCAUGAGCCAUGCGAUCUAUUUAAGUUGACUUUACCCGCACUGUAGACUCAGCUAGGUUCAUGAAAGAAUUCUUCCAUGGACCUAGCUACCACCUCUUGAGGGGGUUGAUUUACUACAGUGACAGAAAAGCCCCUUCCAUUGCUCUAGUAAGUGUCUCGACUACAGUGGUGUAGCUGUGCCACUGUAGUGUUUGUAGUGUAGACAUACCCGAAGAGUUUGCCUAUGUAAGGAAUGCAUGAUUUAGCCCUAAUAUAGUGGAGACCAAUCUGCAAGUGGAAUUUCUGUUAACUUUACUGGUUGUGACCAGGGCCAAAGUGUGCAAAUGCAAAGGGUAGCAGUGUUUGUAAUAUGAGUGAGAUCACUGUAUUUAUUCAUGAGUUUGGAAGUUUAUUUCCUUGCUGUUUUGUUCUGCUUUAUAAAGCAGCACUUCAUUGAACUGAUUGUAUUAAUGAUUUCCUUUAAUACUUGAAAUAAAGUUUACACAAGCAGUUUUGUAUCUUC
Molecule: messenger RNA, 3887 nt
Organism: Chelonoidis abingdonii (Abingdon island giant tortoise)
Lineage: Eukaryota; Metazoa; Chordata; Testudines; Testudinidae
Product: gamma-glutamyl hydrolase-like
Biological process (GO): tetrahydrofolylpolyglutamate metabolic process
Cellular component (GO): vacuole
Molecular function (GO): gamma-glutamyl-peptidase activity
Source: RefSeq, a predicted model, not a curated record